This is a messenger RNA of Brassica rapa (field mustard), 967 nucleotides long. RefSeq lists its product as uncharacterized. Lineage: Eukaryota; Viridiplantae; Streptophyta; Magnoliopsida; Brassicales; Brassicaceae. The record is from RefSeq and is a predicted model, not a curated record.
AAAGGUGGUGAAGAAUAUGGUUGCAUUUGGUGCACGCAGGGAGAAAUCCAGUGAAUCCUCGGAUUCAGAUGUCAGUACAGACUCUGAGGAUUAUCAAGUGAUGCACAACAAGUGGUUGAAUCUCAAGAAUGAGAAUCUGAGGUUGCAACACGAUGUGGUGCAGAGCCGUGAGCAGUAUGAAGAUCUUGCUGAAGAACUUGCUGCUGUAAAUGAGAAUUAUGAGUUUCUGGAGAAGGAGGUUAGCAAACUGAGGGAGAUUGCUAUUGAUGAACGUGAGAGAGCAAUGAUGCUGGAACGUGAUUUGGCUGAGAAUCGCAAACAGAUCAGGAUGCUCAACAGUGGAUCCAAAGAGUUGGAUAAAAUACUCUCGAUGGGUCAACCAGCCAAGGCGAAUUGGGGACUGGGAUAUUGAGGAGCUGAGAGUACUAAGGAAGUACACCAGAAGGGGCUAUCGCAUUUCGUGCAUGGGAGCACAUCAAAAAGUGGAGCCAAAGGAGCUUGUCAGGAAGUACGUCGGGACGUACGACAGUGAGUAAGGCAGGAAGUUCUACAGCGCGUAGCUGUGAGUAACAAGCCGAAAGUAGUACAUCAGUGCAACAACAUGAAGGUCAGACAGGAGGUUCUGAAUCAUGGUUGUGCAGCUGGUACAAAGAAGAAGACUGAUCGAUGCAUCAGCAACUGUGUCAGGCCAAGCAAGAAGCAGCAUCAGAUGUGCUGUUGGUUCUGUGGGAAGGUUGAACACAAGAAGGUGGAGUGUUUUGCUCGUAAGAAGAGCAGAAACAUGGCCAAUAAGGUGAACAAGACGUUCAUUAAACCCAAGAGGGUUGAAGAGGUGCUCUUAGCCAAGAGUGGCUUGCUUGAUGAGACUGAAUGAAACCUUCUUUCUUCUAUCAGAAUAGGAAUAAGAUCAAAAAGGCCAUCAUUGGAGCAAACAAUGCAAUAGCUUCGGUUAGAGCAAAGCCCAAAA